UAUAAUCACAAGAGAGGACAAAGGAAGAGAUUCUCCAAAAGCUCAACCUUGGCCUCAAAUAUUGAUCAUGGGUAGAAGUCGAGAAAAACCUUCAAAGAUGGAAAUUGAUCUCUCUUUGAAGAUAGAUACAGAUGAUGAGCAUAAUGAAGAAGUAGAUGAGAGAGUGAAAGAGGAUAACGAGGAAGAAAUGGCACAGACUCCAGAUAAUAACAAGGAAUUAGAAGUCCAUGAAGCCACAGCUGGUGAAAUAGAAGACGAUGCAUCAGUGGUAGAAACAUCUUUGCAAGAUAACACAAAAGCAAAAGAGUUAAGUGUCUUACAAAUGGAGAUGGAGAGCAUGAAAGAGGAAAACAAAGUUCUGAGGAAAGUGGUGGAACAAACAAUGAAAGACUAUUAUAAUCUGCAAAUGAAAUUCUCUGCCAUCCAGGAAAACAAUAAAAGAAAGGAUCAUGAAAUUUCUCUCUCACUUCAAGACAUUGCGACCACCAGCGGUGAAGGACCAUCGAGAAUUAAUGAGAUCUUUAACAAACAAAUUCGUCAAAGUGCUCCAUCUCCUCCACACACUACUGAUCAUGAUGAUAGUUUAAGCGAGAGUGAAUUGGGUUUAUCACUAAGGUUGCAACCAAGCACAAGUCAUCAUAAAGAAAGUAAUGUGGGAAAUAACAAUAAGGAAGACAAAAAUGAUCAACAAUUGGCAAGUUUUGCAUCAGUGCAGAACAAACUACAGCGGACACAUGAGUUGCCUGGUAUUACUACCCAUGCUGCUUUCCCUCCUAACAGAAAGGCUAGGGUUUCGGUUAGAGCAAGAUGUGAAGCUGCCACAAUGAAUGAUGGGUGCCAAUGGAGAAAAUAUGGGCAGAAAAUUGCAAAAGGAAAUCCAUGUCCACGAGCCUAUUAUCGUUGCACUGUAGCCCCAGGCUGCCCUGUUAGGAAACAGGUGCAAAGAUGUAUAGAUGACAUGUCCAUACUAAUCACAACCUAUGAAGGGACACAUAACCAUCCACUCCCUGUGGGUGCAACUGCUAUGGCUUCCACAGCUUCUGCAGCAGCUUCCUUCAUGUUGCUAGACUCAAGCAACCCCAUUUCAGAUGGCACCUCAAGCUUCACUCAAGCACCAUUUCCUUACAACACCUUCAACCCUCUAAACCCAGCUUCAAAUUUCAGGAGCAUAAGCCCUAGUGAUCCAUCCAAAGGGAUUGUUCUUGAUCUCACUAGCAACCUCACUGAACCACCCAUACGUUUUUCCACGGGUAGCUCCUCUAAUAUUAAUACUACUACAGAUCCUCGUUUUUCCUGGAUGCAAAACAAAUACCAAGGUGGUGGUGGUGCAAGUGCAAUGAACAACAAUAAUUUUCACAAGCCUAGGGCAUUGGAUAUUCAUGAUAGAAUUUGGAAAGGAGAAGAAAACAAUAAUAAUAAUAAGCCAAUAGAUCAUGACAAUGUAUCCGCAAUUGCCUCAGAUCCUAAAUUUAGAGUUGCUGUUGCUGCGGCCAUAACAUCUCUCAUGAAUAAAGAGAGCCACACUACUCAUCCUAUAGGAACUUCCUUUGGCCCUAGGAGUAGCCAAAAUGGUAGCUAGCUAUAUAUCUCUAGCUAGUAACAGCAAUUGGGUCGUAGAAAUCUAUCUCGGUUAGCUCCACUUGAUUUUUCACCUUGAUGAUAAAAGGAAUAAGUUUGAAGAGAAAAAAAAAGUGAAUGUUAUACGACAAAGUUUACCACAGUAUUCAAUAUUAGACUUAUCAGGUAUUACAUUUUAUAUGUAUCUUCAUAAUAUAAAUAAUCUUAGGGGGGGGGGGGGGUCUUUCUGUUUUCCUUGUAAUUUUUUUUUUUUUUGUUAUUGUUGUUGAUUGCUGUGGAGUAAUUAAGGUUUGCGUGAUUAAUUAGUUGGAUAUGGUCAUAUGGCAUACACGUGAAGGACUUUUAACUAAUGCAGUUAGCCAAGGCUCAAUUAUUAAAGUACUGCAAAUUAAAGCCUUUCUUAAUUAACUGUGUUUUAAGUCUUUUAAUUUAUUGUACUCAUGUGGAAUCAAGUUGAUAGUUAAAGAAA
Messenger RNA from Glycine soja, 2047 nucleotides. RefSeq names its product probable WRKY transcription factor 9. Lineage: Eukaryota; Viridiplantae; Streptophyta; Magnoliopsida; Fabales; Fabaceae. Gene Ontology annotation, biological process: regulation of DNA-templated transcription. Gene Ontology annotation, molecular function: sequence-specific DNA binding; DNA-binding transcription factor activity. The transcript is spliced from 5 exons. The record is from RefSeq and is a predicted model, not a curated record. Bases 68 to 1579 code for a protein of 503 amino acids.